AUGGCCGCCCGCAGCCGCUCGCUGGGCCUCUUCUGCUCCUUCUGCGGCAACCACGACCACAUCGGGAAGGACUGCGCCGCGCUCGACAUGGCGGAGUCCCUCACCGACGCGCUCGGCCUUCCGGAGUCCUCACGGCGCCCCUCGCGCCAGUACCAGGACCUUCGCAAGCUGGUGUUCGACAAGGAUGAGGUGCCCCUCACCAUCCGCAACGUCGCCUACGGCGUCCCCCCUGGCUUUGAGCCAGACCUCGCCUGGGAGGACCCGCGCUUCAAGGACGCCCGCAUUGCAUGCAAUGCCGGGAUGAUGCGUCGCUGCAAGGCUCUCUGCACGGCCAAGACGCGCAGUGCCCUCACUGAGAAUCCAGGCGAGUACAUCCCGUACGUCAUGAGGUCCCAGGCCCGCCGGAACUUCCAGAAGAUCGCGCCACUGGUCCCCAUGGAUGCCGACACAUACAACUUCAAUGUUUUUCUCACAUGGCCCACCCGGAACUCCCCAUACACGAUGAAGAAGGACGCCCCCCCAGACAUGAUCUCCAAGGUCGCAGCCAGCAUGGUCGACGACGGCCAGGCCAUCAUCGAGGCUCAAGAAGGCUCGCAAGAGGCCGCCCUCCUGCCUGCCGCGCCCAUCCGCGCCCUCGCGCGAUCCCCCGGUCCCGCGGCCCCGGGCCCCGCCACCGCGGCUGCCCAAGACGCCGCGGCGGCAGGCGCUGUCAGCAUCACCCUGGGGGACCUGCAGAACUACUCCUUCACGAAGCUCCACGACGCCCGCCAACCCAAGUCCCUCGACUGGGCCCUGGAGGACACUGACGUGACGUCCGACGACACCCAGGAGCCCCGCAACAAGUUCAAGGCUUACCACACCGCCCUCAAGGCGCUCGCCCCCAAAUCCACGGGCGGCCGCACCAAGACCCCGGGCAGAGCCAAUCAACAAGCCAGCGCAGCCUUCAAGAAGGCGGUCGAGACUAUGGGGGCCAAGUUCGACGCCACCCGCCUCACGGACGUCGUCAAGCUUGUCGCGGCCGUCCGGGCCCGCAGCGACGAGCUCGGCCAGUGA
Molecule: messenger RNA, 1053 nt
Organism: Prorocentrum cordatum
Lineage: Eukaryota; Dinophyceae; Prorocentrales; Prorocentraceae
Source: the annotation of a GenBank genome assembly